GGCAUAAAAUAGCUGCUAAUCUUCAAUCACAGGUUUUAAUUUAUUCUCCAUUUUCUACUUUUAUUUCCAUUUCCCCUAUUUAUUCGCAUUCUUUCGAUUCCCAUUCCAAGCCCCAGCUCUCGAUUCCCCGAUCGGCUUCACCGUCAAAUCGUCCAUCGCCUUGGCCAUGGACGACAAUGGCGAGGCCCUGCUCAACUCUCGAGCCGUCAGUUCCAAGUACCAUCGCAGUGCCUCCAACGCCUACGACGAGCUUCAAAGCUUCCGGUCCUACCUCCGGUGGAUGUGCGUGGACCAAUCGAACAUCUGGACGGCGUUGAUGUCGUGGUCGAUGUUCCUCCUCUUCGCCGUCAUCGUCCCCGCCAUCUCUCACUUCCUCCUCGCAUGCCCUAGCUGCGACGCCAAGCACUCCAGGCCGUACGACUCCAUCCUGCAAUUGUCGCUCAGCAGCGUCGCCUCUCUGUCUUUCAUCUGCCUAUCGAGGUUCGUCAGGAAAUAUGGCCUUCGGAGGUUUUUGUUCUUCGAUCGGCUCUGUGAUGAGAGCGAGACCGUUAGGACCAAUUACACCGGGCAGCUCAAUAGAUCACUGAAGAUUCUCUCUGUGUUUGUGAUCCCAUGCUUCAUUGCUGAGAGUGCAUACAAGAUAUGGUGGUACGCCUCAGGAGCCUCCCAAAUCCCAUUCUUAGGAAACGUAUACUUGAGUGAUGCAGUAGCAUGCACGAUGGAGCUUCUCUCAUGGCUGUACCGCACCACCGUGAUCUUCCUGGUGUGCGUCCUGUUUCGUCUGAUCUGUCACCUCCAAAUUCUACGGUUAAAGGACUUCGCCUCCGUGUUCCACGUGGACUCCGACGUGAUAUCGGUGCUGUCAGAACACCUCCGAAUUCGGAGGCACCUCCGCAUAAUCAGCCACCGAUUCAGGGCCUUCAUAUUGUCAGCCCUCAUCCUCGUCACAGGUAGCCAGUUUGCUUGCCUCCUCAUCACCACCAAAUCUACUAGUGACCUUAACAUCUACAAAACUGGUGAACUUGCGCUAUGCUCCGUGACACUGGUUUCUGCUCUCUCAAUCUUAUUGCGGAGUGCAACAAAGAUCACGCACAAAGCACAAGCAAUCACAGGGCUUGCUGCCAAGUGGCAUGCGUGUGCCACGUUGGAUACGUUUGAUGGGGUGGUGGAAGGAGAGACACCGACGGCUCAGAUUGCAUGUGAAAGAGUCUAUCCGACGGUCGGGACUGAUGGGGAAUCUGAAGCUGACGAUCCAGGCGACGAAGAAGAUGAGAUUAAUACUACCAAAUUAAUCCCAUCAUAUGCCUACAGCACAAUCUCAUACCAAAAGAGACAAGCUUUAGUGAAUUACUUUGAGAAUAACAAAGCAGGGAUUACAAUGUUCGGAUUCAUGCUGGAUCGGAGCACCCUGCACACCAUUUUCGGAAUUGAGCUCUCCCUUGUUCUAUGGCUGCUGGGCAAAACCGUUGGCUUUUCUUGAUCACACUAAUUUUCCACGUUCACUUCUGUCCUGUGUGAUGUAUGCCCCUUUUUGUUAAUGUCUUAAAUUACAAGUUACCAGAGUUUUCUUGGGCUCUUGCCUAUCUGAUUGUGUACAAAUGUCCAGUUGUGGUUAGACUUGUAUCAUAUCAUCAAAUAUGGCCUACACGCACACUGAUUCAUCAACGUGUACCCCACCCCGGAAAUGCUCUUUUUCAUCUCUUC
Messenger RNA from Prosopis cineraria, 1704 nucleotides. RefSeq lists its product as uncharacterized. The record is from RefSeq and is a predicted model, not a curated record. Lineage: Eukaryota; Viridiplantae; Streptophyta; Magnoliopsida; Fabales; Fabaceae. The coding region runs from base 167 to 1480 and encodes 437 amino acids. The transcript has 4 exons.